Acanthosepion pharaonis is the source of this 516-nucleotide messenger RNA. Lineage: Eukaryota; Metazoa; Mollusca; Cephalopoda; Sepiida; Sepiidae. The record is from the annotation of a GenBank genome assembly.
AUGAUUAAUCCUCACUUCCUUAUUCGCUUCUUGCUCUUUCUUCCACUCUUUUUUAUUUACCUCCUUCUCCUUCCACCCCUAUUUACUUCCUCCUGCCUUCCUUUCUUAUUUGCCUCCUCCUCCUUGCUCCUUAUCUUAUUUGCCUCCUCUUCUUUCUUGUUCUUUCUCUUAUUUGAACCUCUGCCUUUUUCCUUCCUCUCUUAUAUGCCUCCUUAUAUUCCUCCCUUUCUCCCUUAUUUGCUUUAUUUUCCUUCCUCUCUUUAUUAUAUACCUCCUCACCCUCCUUACUCCCUCUUCUAUUUACCUCUUCAUCCUCUUUCUUCCCCCCUUAAUCCCUCUUUCUAUUUAUUACCUUACCUUCCUUCCUGUCUUAUAUUCUCUUGUGUGACUUUUUCUUUCUCCCUUUUUGUACGUCUUCUUUUUCUCCUCCUUCCUACUACAUCUUUCUGCCUCUGCCUUCUUCCCAUGUCUCAUUUGUCACUUGCCUUUAUUUCUACUUCCUGCUUCCUUCCUUGA